GUCUCCAUUUUAUUAUAGCUAGCAGCUCAUGUCGCAGCUACAGACAGGCGUUUCGACGAAAGACUGCAAACGGAUCGAAUAUUAGUGUUGGUUUUACAAUACGAUCCAGCCAUGCACCGAGAUUGCCCUCUCGACUGCAAGGUCUAUGUGGGAAACCUGGGGAAUAAUGGCAACAAGACAGAGCUGGAGAGGUCCUUUGGCUAUUAUGGACCACUUCGCAGUGUCUGGGUAGCAAGGAACCCCCCAGGCUUUGCUUUUGUGGAAUUUGAAGAUCCAAGGGACGCAACAGACGCAGUGAGGGAGCUUGAUGGAAGGACACUAAGUGGUUCUCGUGUGCGAGUGGAGCUGUCCAAUGGUGAGAAACGCACCCGCAACCGAGGUCCUCCUCCCUCAUGGAGCAGACGUCCUCGAGAUGAGCAUCGCGGGCGUCGUGGUAGCCCGCCCGCCAGGCGCAGAUCCCCACGUAGGAGGAGCUUCAGCCGCAGCCGAAGCAGGUCUCUCUCCAGAGACAGGAAGAGGGAGAGAUCUCUGUCCCGGGACAGGAACCAUAAACCCUCAAGAUCAUUCUCUCGAUCAAGGAGCCGCUCCAGAUCUACUGAGAGAAAGUAAGAAGAUUCACUGCAAUCGGGUUUGAAGGCAAAUAAGAUGGAUGAACGAACGGGCGUCCCUCUAGCGAGUCGUUUCAUGUGAUGGACUUUAAAAUCCCCUCUGGUCAUUUUUUUUUUUUUUUUUUUUUUAACAAUCAAAUAUGUUAACGGUUUAGUGUUUGCUUCUUUGUGACAUGCAAGGUAUCCAUUUCCUCUGUAUUUUGUAAAUAAGUGGGUAUGCAGUUGUAAUGCGUUACUGAAAGGGCUGAACUCGAGAACCAACUUCUUAUUGAAAAUAGCAUAUGACAUUGAUGUUAGUCAAACUUUUAUUCCAGUGCCAAAAUUGACAAAAAUGCAAGUAGGUACAUUUUGGUGAUAGUGGUACAUUUUGGUGAUAGUCAGUAUCGUCCAAAACAGACUUGUGAGAUUUGUGUACAUGAGUUCGGCAUGACUUGAGUGUUGAGUCUCUGUAUGUCUAUAAAAGUACCAGGUCAAGGAAAUGCCCUUUUUUUAAAAAUAGUCUAGUGCUCACGUCAUGUUCCCAUGACGGCAAGAUUUGUGUCUGGAGGUGGUGGAAGGCUAUGGUCACCUAUUCUAUGUUGAGAGAUAUAUAUAUAUAUAUAUAUAUAUAUAUAUAUGAAUCUAAUUGAUCUAUAGGAUUUUUGCUGUUCUGUCAGUUCCUGUUGGUAAAGAUUUGUCAAUGGGAAUAAUGACACCCUUAUUCAGGAUAUUGGAAUCUAUUUGAUGAGAAAAUAGUAGUAAUGAAUACAAUUAUCUCAAUUUUGACUUUACAAUAUUCCACUUUCUUUUCCUUUCUUCGUACUAUUUGUAAUGUUCUCAGAAUUAAAAACUGGUUGUAGAAAA
This is a messenger RNA of Coregonus clupeaformis (lake whitefish), 1451 nucleotides long. RefSeq names its product serine/arginine-rich splicing factor 3. NCBI's taxonomy places the organism in Eukaryota, Metazoa, Chordata, Actinopteri, Salmoniformes, Salmonidae. The coding region runs from base 112 to 609 and encodes 165 amino acids. Gene Ontology annotation, cellular component: nuclear speck. The transcript has 6 exons. The record is from RefSeq and is a predicted model, not a curated record. Gene Ontology annotation, biological process: mRNA splicing, via spliceosome. Gene Ontology annotation, molecular function: RNA binding.